ACAAGCAACCACUUCAAAGCUACCUGAAUAUCCCCGUAAGCAUUACAUUUUCUUUUACAGUUGUGCACCGCAAGCCAUUACAAUGCAGUUUGACUACGAGGCCAUGGAGAAGAAGCGCCAGGAGCAGACAGAGCUCUGGAAGGGGAAGCUGAUCGGUAAGAAAUUUAUCGAGGAUGAAUCGCUGGUCUCCAGCAUUGGCGAAAACGAGUUUACGGCCAACCAGCUGCCACAGAGCCGCCGGAUCCUCAAGGGCGAGAAUGUGCCAAUGACCAUGGAUUUCCGUCCGGACAGGAUCAACGUUCGCCUUGACAAGGGCGGCAUUUGUCAGGACGUGUUCUUUGUGUAGAGCGGAGAACACCACAGGCGCCUCUAGUAUUUUUCAGA
Messenger RNA from Linderina pennispora, 384 nucleotides. RefSeq lists its product as uncharacterized. The coding region runs from base 83 to 346 and encodes 87 amino acids. Lineage: Eukaryota; Fungi; Kickxellomycota; Kickxellomycetes; Kickxellales; Kickxellaceae. The record is from RefSeq and is a predicted model, not a curated record. The transcript has a single exon.